Messenger RNA from Ailuropoda melanoleuca (giant panda), 3868 nucleotides. RefSeq names its product caspase-14-like. Gene Ontology annotation, biological process: proteolysis; positive regulation of neuron apoptotic process. The record is from RefSeq and is a predicted model, not a curated record. The coding region runs from base 187 to 1125 and encodes 312 amino acids. Gene Ontology annotation, molecular function: cysteine-type endopeptidase activity. Lineage: Eukaryota; Metazoa; Chordata; Mammalia; Carnivora; Ursidae. Gene Ontology annotation, cellular component: cytoplasm; cytosol. The transcript has 6 exons.
GGAGAGGAAAUAGGGCGGGAGAGUCCAGGUCAACCCGGCCUGCACGCCGGGCGGUUGAAGAAACAAGCGGAAACGCCUCCGUUUUUCAAAACAAAGAGAAGAAGCGGGAGGCCUGCGCGGUCUGCGGGGCACUGACCUGGGCAGUUGCUCCGUCGGGCCCGGGCGCUUCAGCAUCUUUGGGUGGCGAUGGAGAGAGGCCUUGAGAGCUGCGGGCGCCCGGAGUCCAACGGCCUCCGGGCGCUUCCGAUCGCCUGGACCGUGAAGGAGCUGUGGAGCCGCGUGCUGGAGACCCUGAACCUGCUGUCCCCGCAGGAGCUGAGCAACUUCCGCAUCCUGCUCAAGUCGGUGGACGAGGAGACGCGCGUGACUCCCUGGCGGCUGGAGCUGGAGGGCAAGAGCAAGGAAGGGCUGGCCCGUCUCCUGGUCCAGCACUACUGCGAGCCUGCCGCCGCUUCGCGCGUCCUCAUCAAGGUGUUGCAGCAGCUCCGCCGCGCCGACCUGCUCCAGCGCUGGCAGGACGCCGCCGCCACCUACGACCAGGGGAUUCCAAGAAAGAUUCUAAAGAGAAGUUAUGAUUGUGUGGAUGGCGAACUGGACUGUUACGACCUGAGGGGCAAGCGGAAGGCUUUCGUCAUGUGCGUGGAGAAGAACAGACCAGGGGCUCACCGGGACAUCCAUCUAAUGGAGGAGUGGCUUGGCCAGUGCCAGUUUGAGCAUACACAGUGCAUCAAUCCUAACAAAAUGGAGUUAAUCAAGAAAAUAAGAUCAUUUCGUGAUGGACUCAAUGAAAGUAAAGAUGAUGUUGGCUGUUGCCUUGUUACCCUUAUGUCCCAUGGAGAGAAAGGCUCUAUUAAAAUGGAAGAUGGUGAAAAAGUCAGCCUGGAGGACAUUUUUGAAAUGUUCAAUAAUAAAAAUUGCCCAGCACUUCAGGAGAAACCAAAGAUCUUUAUCAUCCAGGCCUGCAGAGGAGAGAAAAGAGACUGUGGUGUUGAGACAGACGAUGCACCCAUGGAGUCUGAUGACAUAUCCGAGAAGCGGAGGCUGCCCACGUUCAGUGAUUAUUUCAUCAUCUAUCCCACCCAGGCGGAGACGGCAGGUUGGCAUCUUACUGCUCCUCUCUUCUGAGAAGGCACAAACCUCUGAGCAAAGUAUCACAUGGUAAAGGAUCAUUGGCUCUCCUAGGAAAAGAUCUUGGCCCAAAAGCUAGUUCUGCCACUUGCUGUAUUGGAGAACUUCAAUGUUUUUUAAUCUCCAGAUAUAUCAGUUUCUUCAUGUAAAACGGGAAUAAUGGAAUUUACUUGCGUCAUUCAGAUGUUAUAUAAAUUGAAUUAUAUAACUGCAGAUGUGCUUACCAUGAUAAUUGGCAUAAUAAUCCAAAAAAAGAAAUUAGCUACAAUUAUUACUAAUACAUGAUGCUAAUAAUAUAGUAUCACCAUUACUUCAUUACUAAUACUAUUAUUAAUAAUAAGGUAAGGUUCAGAGAAUCUUGUGUGUGAAAAGCCACCCCUUCACUUGAUUCACUUGUAGGAAAGACAAGAAUUAAGAGGUCAAGGACAUUUCUUUCGCUGGGCUGUUUGUUUGGGUUUUUUUAAGGUUCUGAAAAAAAUUUUUAAGUCCUCUCUACACCCAGCACGGGGCUUGAACUCACAACUCUGAGAUCGGGAGUCGUGUGCUCCACUAACUAAGCCAGCCAGGUGCCCCCCUUUAGCUGUUUUUAUCUUGACUUCUUUCAAAGAGGAUUAAGGCAGUUUACAAAAAUGUAUAUGGAAUUCAAGCUAAAUUUUAGUGGAGAAAUGUAAGCAAAGGAACAUAGGGCAACAACUUAAAAUGAAACAUACUUAGUGUUAAGAUGUGAAAAACACCCCCAUUAAAGUGAGAUGUAAGAUUUCACUCCUUGGUUAUUUACCCAAGAGAGAUGAAAGUGUGUGGCCUUCCAGAGACUGGCACACAAAUGUUCAUAGCAGCUUUAUUUGAAGUGGUCAGAGACUAGAAACAACCCAAAUGACCAUCAGCAAGUGAAUGAAUAAACACAUGGUGGUAUGCCAUACGUGGAAUACUGCUCAGCAAUAAAAAGAAAUGAGCUGCUGAUAUAAACUGACCACAGAAUUAUUAUGGAGCAGUUACAGGUCAGGGCAAGGAACGUCAUGUUCCAGUUUUAUUGACUGAGUGAGUUUUAUGACUGUGUACUGGGCUGUAUAUAUUUGAGGGCUAGAGAUUCAGUUUUAAACAGAAGAACUAAAAAUCUCUGCCUGCCCGGAACUUAUGUGCUAGUUGGAGACAGAGAGACAAACAUAGAGAAGCUACAUAUUGUGCUAUUUUAUGAUCCCAUUUGUAUAAAGGUCAAAAACAGGCAAAACUGAUCUGUGGUGUUAGAAGUCAGGCUAGUGCUUGCCUCCGGCAUGCAGUAUUUGGGGGGCAAGAAGGGGACUUUGGAGCACUGGCACCAUCUUGUUUCUUGAUGAGGGCAACAGUUACAGGGUGUGUUCAUUUUAUGAAAAUUUAUUGAGCUAUUUUAUACCCCUAAGUUUUGCACACUUUUCUGUGUGAUGGUUACCUUUCAAUGAAAUGUUUACCAAAAAUAAAGUAUGUUGCAUAGUGACCAUUGCCAUAGAGAAAAAUAAUGCAGGGACAAGGGACAUAGGAAGUGUCCAGGGGCAGGAGUAGAGAUUGCAGUUUUAUUUUGUUUAUUCUUUUUUUAAGAUUUUAUUUAUUUAUUUGACAGAGAGAGAGAGCACAAGCAGGGGGAGCGGCAGGGAAAGGGAGAAGCAGGCUCCCACUGAGCAGAGAGCCUGACGCGGGGCUCAAUUCCAGGACCCUGGGAUUAUGACACGAACCGAAGGCAGACUCCUAACUGAUUGAGCCACCCAGGUGUCCAAGAUUGCAGUUUAAAAAAAAAGAGAUGUGUAGAGAUGUCCCUACUGAGAAGCUGACUUUUGUGUAGACAGUUGGGGGACACGAGAGAGAGUGAGCUAUUCAGAUAUUUGAGAGAAUUUAUGUUGUAAGAGAAGAAUACUUCGUAUAUAGCAAUGACAAAAACUCUAUGUAUAGACCAAUAGACCACUGUGAUAGAAGAGAGAACCUAGAGGCAGAGCCAAAUAUGCAAGGAAACUAGACAUGUGACAAAGAAGCCAUUGCUGAUCAGUGUGGAAUGAAUGGGCCGUUCAGUAAAUAGUGCUGGGAAAACCAGCUUCUGUGUGGGAGAAAAAUAAAAAUUCAUUUUCAGAUUUCCUGGCCUAGGGUUUAUUGCCUCUUUAAUCGUGUGGAAUGUCUAGUUAGUCUAUAAUCUCCUUUUAUCUCUGAUAUUUAUGGCUUUCUUCUUUUACUCCUUAUAUCAGUCUUGCCAGUGGUUUAUUUAGUUAAGAACCUGUUUUUAGUCUUGUUAAUCCCCUCUAGUAUCUGGUUUUGAUUUCAUUAAUAUUGACUCUUAUUUCCCUUUUUCUUCAUUUUGGGGGCAUUUAUGCUGCUCUUCUUUUCCCAGCUAUUUCAGUUAGGUACUUGGCUCAUUAUUUUCUCUUUUUAAACAUAUAAGCAUUUUUAAAGCUAUAAUCCCCUCUGAGCACUGCUUUCACUGUAUCCUUCACAUUUUAACAUGGAACACUUUUAUCCUUCUGUUCCAAGAGUUCUUAAAUUUCCAUUGUUCUUAUAUGUGUUAGAAACAUGUCUCUAAAUUUCUGUGUUGGGAUUUUAAAAUUUGUCUUUUUGUUACUGACUUCUGGUUUAUUUGUGCGAGGAACUGAGAAGAAUAUGGACUACAGGACCGAUUUGAAAUCUGUUGAGACUUGGGUUAUGCCUUGGUCUUCAGUAAACUUUUUUUUUAUUUUGAAGAUUGAUUGAUUGAUUGAUUUUUUUAGAGAGAGUGUGAGCCCUG